Trichoderma gamsii is the source of this 870-nucleotide messenger RNA. RefSeq lists its product as hypothetical. Lineage: Eukaryota; Fungi; Ascomycota; Sordariomycetes; Hypocreales; Hypocreaceae. Bases 1 to 870 code for a protein of 289 amino acids. The record is from RefSeq and is a predicted model, not a curated record. The transcript has a single exon.
AUGCAGUCUAUCAUGGCCGCCAUCCCGGCUGUUUUCACCCCUGGCAGGGCAACUAGAAGCUCACCGCGGAAUUCAUUGGGCCCAAAUUCCACUGUUGCAACGCAAGAGUCUCCGCGACUCAAGAAGAAUACGCCAGGUUCGAAUAGGCGCAGGUCGUUCGCCAAGAAACUCACCGACGACCAAGGGACGACUCCGCAGAGUCAGGGCAGGGAUGACAGCAGUUUGCACGCUGUGAGUGAAGAGACAGGGGCAUCGCUGCAGCUGGAACAAGAUGACAUGAUGCCGCUAUCAGCAUCUACCCCUCGCGUGCGACCUAGCCCAGGAAGUGCCACCCGAGGAAGUGCCACCCGCAGCAGCAAAAGGUCGGCAGCCAAAGCCACAGCAAGCCCAUCUGGCACUCCAGCCAAUGCAGUCCGUGCUGGGAGGAUCUCGGAAAUUCUCAAUCGCAAAGAUAUAGGAGUGCCAGACACUGAAGAAGACGCAGGCGGAGAGGAAUACGGUUUCAAGCGUUUCGUUGGGUACCGCUGGGCCGGUAACUCCAUUGAGAUCCAAGUCGAGUGGGAUACAGGUGAGACAACCUGGGAGCCAGAGAUCAACUUGCACGAAGAUGUUCCCGACACCCUCUUUCAGUACUGGCGCGAACAAGGAGGACGGCCAUCAAACCCCGUGGAUCCAGAAAUGUAUGAAGUCUUUGCCAUUCGCAAGCACAACGGCAAUCGCACCAAGCUCAUGGUUGAAUGGGUUGGGUAUGAGCCUUCUGAGGCUACGUGGGUAUCUCGAAAGGGUGUGGAAGAGACGGCGAAGGAUAUUGUGGAUGCGUACUUUGAGAGCGUGAAGACUACAAGAGGAAGAGGGAAGAAAAAGGCGUAA